Orycteropus afer afer is the source of this 1006-nucleotide messenger RNA. RefSeq names its product phosphoribosyl pyrophosphate synthetase 2 (gene PRPS2). The record is from RefSeq and is a predicted model, not a curated record. Gene Ontology annotation, cellular component: ribose phosphate diphosphokinase complex; cytoplasm. Lineage: Eukaryota; Metazoa; Chordata; Mammalia; Tubulidentata; Orycteropodidae. Gene Ontology annotation, biological process: purine nucleotide biosynthetic process; 5-phosphoribose 1-diphosphate biosynthetic process; ribonucleoside monophosphate biosynthetic process. Gene Ontology annotation, molecular function: magnesium ion binding; ribose phosphate diphosphokinase activity.
GCGUCACCGUCACCGUCUCCACUGCCACCGCGCGCUCCGCAGCCCCGCCAUGCCCAACAUCGUGCUCUUCAGCGGCUCUUCGCACCAAGACCUGUCCCAGCGCGUGGCCGACCGGCUGGGCCUGGAGCUGGGCAAGGUGGUCACCAAGAAGUUCAGCAACCAGGAGACCAGCGUGGAGAUUGGAGAGAGCGUGAGAGGGGAAGAUGUCUAUAUCAUUCAGAGCGGCUGUGGGGAGAUCAACGACAACCUGAUGGAAUUGCUCAUCAUGAUCAAUGCCUGCAAAAUUGCCUCGGCAUCCAGGGUGACAGCCGUGAUCCCGUGCUUCCCAUAUGCCCGCCAAGACAAGAAGGACAAGAGCCGGGCUCCGAUUUCUGCGAAACUUGUGGCCAAUAUGCUGUCGGUGGCCGGGGCGGAUCACAUCAUCACCAUGGACCUGCAUGCCUCUCAGAUCCAGGGCUUCUUUGACAUCCCCGUGGAUAACCUAUACGCAGAGCCAGCGGUCCUGCAAUGGAUCCGGGAGAACAUCGCCGAGUGGAGGAACUGCAUCAUCGUCUCCCCGGACGCGGGCGGUGCCAAAAGGGUGACAUCGAUUGCAGACAGGUUGAAUGUGGAAUUUGCCUUGAUUCACAAAGAGAGGAAGAAGGCAAAUGAGGUGGACCGGAUGGUUCUGGUGGGUGACGUCAAAGAUCGUGUGGCCAUCCUGGUGGACGACAUGGCCGACACUUGUGGCACAAUCUGCCACGCUGCAGACAAGUUACUCUCAGCUGGAGCUACCAAAGUCUAUGCUAUCCUGACCCAUGGGAUCUUCUCUGGACCAGCCAUUUCCAGAAUAAAUAAUGCUGCCUUUGAGGCUGUGGUCGUCACAAACACAAUUCCGCAAGAGGACAAAAUGAGACACUGCUCCAAGAUUCAGGUUAUCGAUAUUUCCAUGAUCUUGGCUGAGGCCAUUCGAAGAACGCACAACGGUGAAUCUGUGUCUUACCUGUUCAGCCAUGUGCCCUUAUAA